AACAAAUGACGAAGGGUAAAUUCGUAGUCUGAAAAAGAAACCAAGGAUAAAAUCGUCCAACGCCUCCAUAAUAUCUCUGGUAACGAACUCCUGAAUUCCGUUUCAUUUUCCCGCCAUCAAUUCGUUACAGAGUACUGUUAUAUAUAAUGCAUACGUACCAAUUCUUCACUCACUAUUCUAGUCUCACACACACUGCACUAAAAUCAACCAUAAAAAUGGCGAUUCCUCUCCGAUUCCAGCUCCUCAUCCUCCUGUUGAUCCUCAUUUUCAUCUCCCUCUUCAUCUCCGGCGCCACCUCCUCAGACACCACUCUCGACGGCGGCACUUCAGUUCCAUCUAUUUCUCCAUCGUCGACUGUUUUCCAGAACUCUCAUACCUAUUCCCCCACUCUGUUCGCUACCAUCCUGUCAACUCUAGGUUUUCAGGAACUUUCCACGGCCACUGCCUCCGCCAAUCUCUCUGCCAUUACGCCACUCACUAUCUUCGCCCCCUUCGAUUCCUCACUCCUGACUUGCCCGUCGUGCUCUCUUCCUCUCCUACUUCAAGAGCUCUCCGUCCCAGGUCUCUAUCCGCUGCAUUUUCUUCACUCCUUGGCGUUCGGGACCAAGAUCGAAACUCUAGCUCCCAACCGCUGCGUCACAAUCACUACCAGCUCCUCCGCCUCCGCCGCCGGUGGGCACACUAACAAGGGGAAGGUUUUCAUCAACGGUUUGGAAAUCACGCGCCCAGAUUUGUUCAACAAUGGUCUCGUUGUUAUUCACGGUCUUCAGGGCUUCGUCUCGCAUCUGUCUCCUCUGUCAUGUAAUGUUGAGCGCAUGACGUCACUCUCCUUCCCUCCGCCGGCGCUGUCUACAUCAGUUACCACCCCGUUCUCGUCUAUCAUGCGCUUGAUGUUGAAGGAUGCUAUCCUCCGCCUCCGUACCACCGGCUACAGCGUAGUUUCUCUUGCUCUCCGUGUGAAAUUCGCUGAACUCUCGGAGUUGAAGGUUAUCACGGUGUUCGCUUUAGACGACACCUCCAUCUUCUCCGGCGGAGGUAAUGCUUACUUGUCUAACUUCAGGUACCACGUGGUUCCGAACAAGAGGUUGACAGCGGCUGAACUUGUUAGUCUACAGGCGACUACUGUUUUACCAACCAUGGAGGCUGGCCAGAAUCUGGUAGUGACCACUGCCGGUGGAGGAGGUCCGUUGGCUCCAAUGAAGAUCAACUACGUUAGAAUCACGACCAUUGAUCUGCUGCACAACAGCAGGAUCGUGAUCCAUGGAAUCUCAGUGCCGUUUCCUCACAUGCAUCAUCCAGUGGCUGAGAAGGAGACAUUUGAACAGAUCCAACUGCCUCAGUGCGAUCAGUUUGAAUGGAAUAAUGGGGUCUGUCAGGCUAAUGCUCAAGUGCCUGCCGCUGCCAUUACUUCCACCGCUGAUUCUGAUGACCACCUUGGUCUCUGAUUACUGAUGUAAUAAUCUUCCUAGCUAUUCUACUGUUGCAGGCUGAUUACUGUACGUAACUGAUCUUUGUGAAUGAAUGAAGAAAUAUUAGCAAUAUAUUUUGAAUAAUUUCUUUC
Messenger RNA from Olea europaea var. sylvestris, 1561 nucleotides. RefSeq names its product fasciclin-like arabinogalactan protein 21. NCBI's taxonomy places the organism in Eukaryota, Viridiplantae, Streptophyta, Magnoliopsida, Lamiales, Oleaceae. The transcript has a single exon. The record is from RefSeq and is a predicted model, not a curated record. The coding region runs from base 147 to 1445 and encodes 432 amino acids.